Molecule: messenger RNA, 990 nt
Organism: Betta splendens (Siamese fighting fish)
Lineage: Eukaryota; Metazoa; Chordata; Actinopteri; Anabantiformes; Osphronemidae
Product: trace amine-associated receptor 13c-like
Exons: 2
Coding region: 1-990 (329 amino acids)
Biological process (GO): G protein-coupled receptor signaling pathway
Cellular component (GO): membrane
Molecular function (GO): trace-amine receptor activity
Source: RefSeq, a predicted model, not a curated record
AUGGAGGCGUCAGAGGACUCUGAGCUCUGCUUCCCUCAGCUCCUCAACGCCUCCUGCGUGAGGCCGACGCGUCGUCACUACGAAACUUUAAUAACUUAUAUUGUGCUGUUUUCCAUCUCUCUGCUCACAGCGUUUCUAAACCUGCUCAUCAUCGUCUCCAUCGCACACUUUAGGCAGCUCCACACCUCCACCAACCUCCUCCUCCUCUCUCUGGCCGUCUCUGACUUCUUCGUCGGCCUCCUCUUCAUGUUUCAGAUGGUGCUGAUAGACGGAUGCUGGUUCCUGGGGGACCUCAUGUGUUCUCUGUAUCAGUAUCUGGACUACGUUAUUUCUUCCACCUCAGUGGGAAACAUGGUUCUCAUCUCCAUCGAUCGCUACUUGGCUGUGUGUCAUCCUCUACAUUACUCAAUGAAAGUCUCGCCACACAGAGUGAAGGUGUGUGUGUGUCUGUGUUGGAUCUGCUCUGUGAUCUUCCAGACUCUGGUUCUGAAGGACAACCUGCAUCAACCAGGCAGGUUCAACUCCUGCGUCGGCGAGUGCGUCAUCGUCGUUAACUACGUUGCUGGAGUUGCAGAUGUGAUCUUUUCCUUCGUCGCUCCCAUCACCGUCAUCAUCGUUCUCUACAUCAGAGUGUUUGUUGUCGCUGUGACUCAGGCUCGAGCUCUGAGGUCUCACAUGGCAGCUGUUUCUGUCCAGCAUUCAGUGAGAGUCACAGCUCUGAGGUCUGAGCUGAAGGCAGCCAGGACGCUGGGUGUGGUCAUAGCUGUGUUCCUGAUGUGUCUCUGUCCUUAUUACUGUGUGGCUCUGACGGGACAAGACAGCCUGAUCAACACCUCCUCUGCUGCCUUUGUGAUAUGUCUCUACUACUUCAAUGCCUGUUUGAACCCUGUGAUCUACUCGCUCUUCUACCCCUGGUUCAGAAAGUCCAUUAAACUCAUUGUUACCCUUAAAGUGCUGCAGCCUGACUCCUGUAAAGUCAACACGCUCUAG